Molecule: messenger RNA, 23620 nt
Organism: Paramuricea clavata
Lineage: Eukaryota; Metazoa; Cnidaria; Anthozoa; Malacalcyonacea; Plexauridae
Source: the annotation of a GenBank genome assembly
UUUCACGUGACCAGAUUUGGACAUCUGAAGGAAACCGAAGAAGAAGGGAAAAAAUUUGUGUAAAAAAAUCGCUAAAAUAUGGGGAUGGAAAUUAUUAAAAAGGAUAUUUCCUUAUUUCGAUCAGAGGAGAUGACACUGGCUCAGUUAUUUCUUCAAUCUGAAGCAGCGUAUGCUUGUGUGAGCGCCCUUGGAGAAUUGGUAAGAAUUUUGUAUCGCAAAUAUAAAGUUUCGCAUCACCAGUUGCCCGCCAUGUUUGAUAAUAUUUUUGAUAUUUUAAUAAAAUAUCCAUUUGCUUUUUAUGUUUAGGGUUUGGUACAGUUCAAGGACGUAAGUAUCUUUAAAAUAAUACCUUUUUAUAUGCCCUGGAUAUUCAUAUGCUAGUGAAACCAACUGGUGAAACAUGAACAUUACUUUCACAUUCUCAAUAAAAACCUGAGCCAGAAGGCCGAGAAGGGGAAAGCCUAGGUUACGUCUGAGCAGUGAUGUAUCUGGCCGCAGUUUUCAACUACCUUUCACGAAAUCUUGAUCAAAUACAAUCAUGUUUGCAGGUUCUCAAUCAGUGGCAGACACUUCACAAAAUUUUUAGGGGGCUUGUGCGCAAAAUUUUCAACAUUUCUGUGUCUGCGGUGUCCGUUUAAAGGUUCCAUUGCGGUCACUUUGCCCGCACGGGCAGAGCGACCAAUUUUAAUCACAUGACAAGUCAGUCUACUUUCACGCUGUGUCCGCGAGCAUUCAGGUGGACAAAAAAUGCACAGGAUAGACAAUUACAGAGAAAGUUGAGUACUGUUCACUCCGCUUGUUCGGGCAAAGCGACUGCAAUGGAAAAUUGCCUUAAGACUCUAUGAUAUGCAAAUCUUUCAGAACGUGGGUCACUUGAUUUUGUUUUACAUGUUAUGUUUUUUGUGUCGUCUGAGUUUGAAUUAUAAUAUUUAUAACAGAAUUAAAUGAAUUAUAAUGACCUUUUCAAAUCAAUUUUUGAUAAUCUAAUAUAGCGUAUUUGCAUUUUGUAUUUUUUUCCUACUUAUAACUUACUAUUUGUGCUAUUUGUGUCAUGAAUGAAUACACAGUUCUACUGAUAGGAUGUUAGACUCUAGCAGACAAUUACAUUAUAUCAUUCUAAUUAAUUUUUGCGUCAUCAUUUAGCUAUACCAUAUGAAGUAAUUUUAUGAAGUAACACAAAGUGCUUGCCUUUGAUGGUGACCUCAUCUUAGUUUAUGAUCAUGAUAAUUUUCGUCUGAAAGGAGCUCACGUUUUGUUAUAUACUAUCCAAACAUUUAACAAAGAUUAUCGUUUAAAAUUUAUAUUUUAAAAGCAAGAAACCUUUCCCUUGACAUUUCCGUGGUAAGGAGGAAAGAUUUUGGUUGAUUUUUCAAGAAACAACCGGCAGUUGUCUAUGCUACUGUAUAUGUGGUGAAAUUCACCGGGUACAGGUUUCUACUGGGAACCUGUGCAGGGUCUUAGCCAGCCUACCGUCCAGCCGUCUUUUGAACAGCCAUUUUCAAAUUUGGACAGCCUUCUAAAAAAGACUGCUUUUGGAUGGUAAACAUAAACAUGGCUCACUUGCAAGCUGACAAACCAAAGAUUCCUGGCCUAGCUGCAAAAAACUGUAGAAUAUAACUAUAUAAGAUAAUUAGUUGCUUUUUGUUUUUUUUUGGUUGUGUUCUUCACUCACACUAUAUCGGCUCAACUUUUAUUGCGGCAAUCGCGGCAAUUGCCGUAGAGGGAGAGCAAAGUGCCGUGGAUCAUUGCGGCAACGACGGCAAUUUUUUCCAUAUAGUGCAAUUUUUAUACUAUUCACUGUGCAUUACUACUUUGAUAUUUGAAUUCAGAUGUUGAUCAAAUCAUGCGUAAAUCACUAUUUUAGUCUCAGUUUUCUUCGAAAAAAAAACACUAAAUGAGAAAUAGGUAGACAUGAUUUUAGCUUGUCAAAAAUCCAAAGUAACAAUAAAAUUAAAGUUUUAUUACAGUAAUUUGAAAAAUGCCGUGGAAACUGCCAAAAUUGCCGAAGACAGCUGUUAUGUUCUACGGCAAUUUUUAACGCCAUUGCCGUCGGUUGAUUUCAGGGAAAUUCGAGGCCUGCACUAUAAAGCUUAUCAAAGCUACAAGUACUGUAUUUAUAGCAUGAAAGUGACAACAUAAUAUCAGUCAUAAGAUUAAUAUAUUGGCAGAUUGACUUAAACUGUACUACUGUAGUCAGUGUAGUGAGUAGUCACAUAGUCUGAAUAAUUGAAUAUAUUAUUAGUUUUUUGAGCGAUUCUCAAGUGCGGUCACCAAUUACUCCCAGCAUUUGGAAAUAAUCACAUUGAAUUACUGGUGCAUGAAGUGGUGCCAUGGUUCCAUAUGGCAAAAAUUGGGUGUCAUAAAUGAAAUUUCAAAUUUGGACACCCAAGUUGCAAAUCCUGGCUAAGACCCUGAACCUGUGUUUGUAUGUGUUAGAUGCUUUGUAUGCCAGAUGUCUCUAGAGCUGUCUUGGGUUUGCAUUAUUACAGAGUUGUGUACAUGUCAUUGUGUAAACCAAAAGUUAAGCUUCUGGAGUAGAAAACUAUCUAGAUUUUAAUGUUAAGGGAGUGUUGACAAGUUCUGUGAAGAGGGUUAGCACAGAAUCCAAGAUUGUUAAAUAUUUGGGAUGAAAAUGUUUUCUGGGUCGAUGUUGAAUAAUCUGUGAUUGGAAACAAGUCAGCAAAUUGCAUCCCUAAUUGCAUUUCUUAUAUUAGUAUUUAGUAUGUCUUCAUACCAUACCAUAAUGCAUUGCAGUUGUGUAUAUUGAGGACACUACUGUUUGACUAAAUUCAAGUAUUUGAUUUAGUGAUGUUUUCAUUUUAAAAUUUGCAAUUCACAUUCAUUUAGUUGAAUCCUGAUGUAAAUGCUUUCCAAAGAAAGUUUGUGAAUGAAGUUCGAAGAUGUGAUGAAAUGGAACGCAAACUGAGUAAGCCUGAAUGCUGCCAAGGACAAGCCUGCAUAUACAUUGUCAUUGUAUUCUUAUCAUUUAUAGAUCCAGUAGUGCUUGAAAUUUCCAGUAUCCUGAUCCUAGAUUUUAAUUAAGUUCGGUUUGAAAUGUGGAAGAUACGCAACCUUUGGUCAGAAUUACUGGCAGCAAAUGGCAAUUGCCGCUGCCAAUGCCUCAAUGGCAGCAAUUUUUUGCUGCCACAUCUGUUUCUCAUCCUUAGGUCGAAAUAGCGGCUGCCACUGGCCAAAAGCAGGCCAUAUUUUAGAAAUGGCAGGCAUUUUAACCCUUUAAAUGGCAAUGUACCCUGAUAUAUGCCCUACUUUAUUAUUUUACUCUGUCUAACGCCAGGUUAUUUACUCUGUCUAACGCCAGAUGAUUUUACUUGUCAGGGGGAAAGUGCUGCUGCUCAAUGGGUUAACCUAUUGAGCCGCAAUGCGCCCCAGUGCGCCCUACUUAUUUUUUUUACUUGUCUAAAGGUGGAUUUCCAGUCCUCGGAAGAAGCUCCUCGCAGCUCGCUGCGAGUGAUGCAUCAGCACUUUCAUCCAAUCACAAUGCUAAACAGUUAAUUUUAGAUAUAAGCACUUGCAGCGAGCUGCGAGGAGCUUCGUGCAAGGACUGGAAAACUGCCUUAACGCCAGACGAUUUUACUCGUCAAUGGGGAAGCUCUGCGGCUUAAUGGGUUUAGACUUAGAGGUGAGCCGAUCAUCGACAAAACCGAUUAAUCGGCUUGUUUUUUCACAAUCGGCCGAUUGUCAUUGGCCAUCGGCCGAUUGUCUUCCACCAUUUGUAUGGUCAGCGGUGUAAUAAAAAAAAAUAAAAUUCAAAUAUUUGGUAUGGAAACAAUUAUCGAAAUGAUAGUGGAAACGUGUUUCGUAACUUCCGUUGACCAGUCAGUAGCACGCUGUGUAUAUCAGGAUCAGUGUUAAAAAUGUCGCUUCCUGUUUCUGCAUGUUAUGAGUCUUUUGACGAGAGGAUACAUUAGUACAAAAAUUAAGAUGACCAUCAGUUUUGCCGAUUAAUCGGCCGAUGGUGGGUAAAUAUCGGCUGUUAACAAUCGGUAUCGGUAAUCAGCUUUUUUUAAACAUCGGCUCACCGCUCACCUCUAAAUGGGUUACCGGUAACCAAAAGUCUGACAAUGUCUCUAGUUAACCCAUUGAGCUGCAAUACACCCCAGUGUGCCAGACGAUUUUACUCGUCAAUGGGGAAGCUCUGUGGCUUAAUGGGUUUAAACAAAUUUGAACUGCCAAGUAAAAAAAUGCAGGUGAAAUUGUAUAGAUACAGUAUAUUCAUUUCAUUUGCUUACCACAACUCAUAUAUACUAGAUCCUAUGAGACAUUGCCAUUCUGCCAGUUCAAUGAAUAAAAAUGGCAGGCUAAAAUUUGUUUCACCUGCCAAAUAUUUUUAGACUGGCAGGCCGUAUUUUUUCUUUACUUAGAGCCCUGAAUAAGGCCAAGUAAAAAAAUUUAGUAGUUUCUUGUCCGAAUUUUUAAAAAAAAGGAGAAAGCGGGUGCUUUUUUUUGUUAAUUAAACCUUCAAAUAUUGCUCUUAAAGUUUACCAAAUAACCUAUAAACACACACAAAUAUUGAAGUUUACUCAUAAAACGUAAAUAAAUUAAAAUAGACAAACAACUACAAAUGCAACAUGGCACCAAAAUAACAAUAUGGCGCCAAAAUACUCAAUAUGGCGCGAACAGCGGGCGUGAAGUACUGAACAGCAAGCGAGAGUUGACAAAUUUCUAAACUGCAACCAAGCUAUGCCGAAAAGAAGCAAAAUGGCCAAAAUAUACUAAGUGGAAAUUCUUUGAAAGGCUCGAAUAUAAAACAUAAAAAAGAGAAUGAAAAUUCCAUGCGGCAGGGAAAAAGGAUGCGGGUGGGGACGAGAGGAGUGGCCUAACUUGAAUAAAUUAUCAGUCAAUUUUACAAGGCAUUUUUCUUUCAUUUCAAUAUUUUUGGAAAUCUCUUGUGUGUGUUUACUUUUUCACUUAAUUUUCACUUACAUGCAAAUUUGUUUUGUUUCCUCGUAUAGGAUUUCUUCAAAAGGAAAUUGUCAAGGCAGAUAUUCACAUUGGAACCUUUCAUGAAAGUCCACCUGCUCCCCAUCCCAGGGAAAUGAUUGAUCUUGAGGUAUAUAGUGUUAUGAUAUGAUAUUGUUUAUUUCAUUUAAUUAAACAGGGAUGUCUUUACUCUGUGUGUGUCUUAUCAAAUAAAAUGAAAUAGAGACAAAAUGAGAUGGUAACCAUCUGGGGUUGAAAUUUAAAAAUCUUUUUUAGUUGCACAAGUGAAUAAGAUCUGGUUAGCCAAAUUUAAUAUCAGGUCGCCCUAUUGACUAUAUCAAUGUGUAUUCAUGAAUAUAUUUUUGUAUAUACAGUAGUACAUAUUCAAUUAAUUACAAAAAAUUACAUGUGUAGUGAUUGAUCGAUUGUGCAGCAAUUGGAAAUUACCGAUUAUUUAUGUCACACUACUGUAAAUUGUCGUGGAACUGGAAGUUACCAAUUACCGAUUAUUCAUCUCACAAUCGUACCAAUGCCGAUUUUAUAAUGACGUCAUAAUAUCAGUCGACCGAGUAAAGGUGAUGUCAUUCAUGUCGAUUUUUAAUGAUAAUUUCCAAUCGUUAAACCUGUUAAUAAAUGGCACGCUUCACACAUUAAUUUAACAUACUGUGUUAGAACACAACAUGACGUGUAUCAACAUGCAAUGCAUAUAAUUUUUAAAGUGCGUAUUUUCUCCACAAUCGGUUUUAGACAAUCGGAAAUAAAGAUAAUUCUACCGAUUCCGAUUGUCUACCGAUAAGGCAAAAAUCGGCCCGAUACCGAUUAUCGGUCAAUCACUAUACAUUUGUUCAUAAAAAACCCCAGUUAGUACUGCAGGGUGUUAGCCAGGCGGCCGUCCGACUGUCCUAUGGACGGCCACUUCCGAAUUUGGACGGCUAAAUUUUAAUGGAGGGACAUGGACGGCCUAAGGGAAUAUGUUCUUUAAAUAGCAAUUUACAAGCUUUGUGAUAUCUCUUGAAUACUUUGAAUUGUUGUCAUCUGCUGUUUACCUUACUUAUGGUAUAUGUUUUCAUACUUGCCCCCUCGAAAACACAUUGAAUAUGCCUGAAUUGAAGUACCGACAAACGCGCCAUGUUUUUGUAACCAUGUUGAUGAUUCUCGCAUGAAGUAUGAAGGAGAAUAAUUUGAAACCGCCGUUUUAAAAAACAGCAAUCGCUUUAUCACUUGAGCGUCACACUGCUUUACAGUUACGGUAAAGAUGACUAAAAAAUGAGCCAAACGCAUAAAAAAAGGGAAAAAAUAUAGGCGAUUGAUAACUAAACACUACACUGCUGUAUUGUGUUCUUCGUUAUAGCAUAUACUGUAGCCUACAUCGUAGUGAUCAUAUGGUUCAUACCAUAUGUGUGCUUUUACUAAUUUAAUAACUGAAAUGUGCAUCUAAAACUAAAAGUAAAAAGGUUCAACGAAUAGAACACCACAAUUCCACAACAACAAAAAAUUGCGGUCACGCCCACAAAAUUAUUUUGGACGGCCACUUUUGAAAUCCUGGCUAACACCCUGGUUAGUAGUAGUGGUAAUCUUUAUUCAGUUAUUAAGGAAAACGUUUUCAUUACACAUACAGUGUAAUGUUUUCACAUACAAUGUAAUGUUUUAUAUGUUGACAAAUUAUGUGGAAAAGCAGAAUGAGAUAUUUUAAGGCUUUAAAAAGAAUCACUUUAUUAUGAUUUUAAGUUUUUUCUCAGUCGCCACAAGGAUAUCUGGUCUCCAGAUGAAAAAUCUUGCGCCCACUAAGUUCAACCCCCGUUGUAUCAUGAUGUGAAAUUGUGAAACAAGACUAGUGCCUUGGUGAUGUACCUCCUUCUGGUGAUUUUAUUUCUCAGGCUCAAUUUGAACAACUUGAAAAUGAGAUGAAAGACAGCAAUGUUAAUUUUGAAGCAAUGAAAAAGGGAUUGUUGGAGCUGAACGAGUUAAAACACAUCCUGCGAAAAACACAAGUGUUCUUUGAAGAGGUAAAAUCUGAUAAAAAAUGUUGUGUGUUUUUUGUUUGUUUACUUUAUAAUUAUCAACAAUUAAUGACAUACAGUACUGAUUAUAACAAUUGAUUAUGAUGAUUGAUAAUGUGAUGGAUAUUGUGUGCAUGAUGCCAUCAUGGCAUACAGGCUGAACUUCAUAUAUAUGAACCGCAGCAUGAAGGAAGAACUGAUGACUUGGCAAAUUUAAUUGAUGAGCAACAGGAGCAAGCUGGCUCGCAACUUGGGUUAGUUCUUUAAAUCUACUUUGCCUAAUAAUAGUAAUGUACAUAAAAAUGUUUCAAGAAUUUGAUUGCCAGUUUUUAUGGCAAUUAAUCCCAAACAGCAUGCAUUGCAAAAAUCCGUAAUCUUGUACUGUGCAAAAAUUUGCAAUCACAGUGCAAAAUUUGUAAUCACAGUGCAAAAUUUGCAAUCACAGUGCAAAAUUUGUAAUCACAGUGCAAAAUUUGUAAUCACAGUGCAAAAUUUGCAAUCACAGUGCAAAAUUUGUAAUCACAGUGCAAAAUUUGUAAUCACAGUGCAAAAUUUGCAAUCACAGUGCAAAAUUUGUAAUCACAGUGCAAAAUUUGUAAUCACAGUGCAAAAUUUGCAAUCACAGUGCAAAAUUUGUAAUCACAGUGCAAAAUUUGUAAUCACAGUGCAAAAUUUGCAAUCACAGUGCAAAAUUUGUAAUCACAGUGCAAAAUUUGUAAUCACAGUGCAAAAUUUGCAAUCACAGUGCAAAAUUUGUAAUCACAGUGCAAAAUUUGUAAUCACAGUGCAAAAUUUGCAAUCACAGUGCAAAAUUUGUAAUCACAGUGCAAAAUUUGUAAUCACAGUGCAAAAUUUGUAAUCACAGUGCAAAAUUUGUAAUCACAGUGCAAAAUUUGUAAUCACAGUGCAAAAUUUGUAAUCACAGUGCAAAAUUUGCAAUCACAGCGCAAAAUUUGUAAUCACAGUGCAAAAUUUGUAAUCACUGUGCAAAAUUUGUAAUCACAGUGCAAAAUUUGCAAUCACAGCGCAAAAUUUGUAAUCACUGUGCAAAAUUUGUAAUCACUGUCACUUAAAUGGUAUUUACUGCAUUCUGGGAAAGAUUUGACUUACAGAAAUGUCAUCGGUCUAACCACCCACACUUUUGCCUUACCUUUUUCAGUGGUGAGAUGGACUAACUGCAUAUGCCACCCGCAUUUCCAAGUAAUCUAGAUUUAAUUUUACCUUAGGUUUGUGACUGGGGUGAUUGAUCGGGAACGUGUGCCUGCAUUUGAACGGCUCCUGUGGAGAGCAUGUCGUGGCAAUGUUUUCUUCAAGCAAGCAGAAAUUGAUCAACCGAUGGAAGAUCCGGUUACUGGCUUCUUUAUCCACAAAUGUGUUUUUAUUGUGUUCUUUCAAGGAGAGCAACUUAAGACCAGAGUAAAGAAGAUUUGUGAUGGGUAAUUUAAAUUUCCAUAUGUUUAUAAUUAUGAAAGUAUUUAUUGCGACGAGCGAGCGAGCACCAUUGGGAGCAUCCUAAUCUGAGGAAUACCGCUGGAUAGGAUUAAGUCCGGCUCAAGAUUCACCAUUUCACCUCUGCUUUCAUUCCAUAUUUGGAACAUACUUCCAUAUAUGGAAAACGAUAGAUUGGAAUAUGAAAGUUUAUUCCAUAUUUGUAAGACUACUUAAUUGUAUUUAACGUUUGGUUUAUUGCUGCAUUAUAUUGCUUUAAAGUUUUAUGUAUUACCAAUUGUUAGUAUCUACUAACUGCUAUUGAAAACGUUAUGCGAUAGGACGCUUUAUUAAUUACUGUAUUAAGUUGACAUGGUUACUGUUAAAGUUACUGUUGGAUUUUGAAUGUUGACGUUUUUAUUUUAAAUAAAUCAAUACCGUCGUUGCUAGCAUCUGAGGAUGAACCCGUCACAUUAGACAUUGUCUGUUCUUGCACAGAACAUGCACUGUAUGCUUCCAGUUGAAGGCUUUUUUGUUGUUAACCUUAGGUAUUGUGUGUGAUUUAUGUCCCCAGGUCGCACUUUUGACCUGUGGUUACACCUAGUCAUUUAUAGCAUUCCUUUGCUUAGUUCGCAUUAUAUUGAACUUAAAUUUCAAUUUCAACUAACUGGGCUUAAUGGCCAUUUUGGCCUUAGUUUUAGACAAUUUUUUAUGAUAGCUAGCUCCAGUCUCUCCAACAAUGGUUUUGGAGUUCAUCUUUAACUCUAGAAUUCUCAAUUCAAAGCUUUUAAAGACAGCUAUAGUCUGCGCACAGACUGUCUCUUCCCCCCCGUGGUGGAGCGGGAUGCAGUCUGCGAGCAGACUAAGACAGCUAGUGCACGUUUUAACAUUUGUAUUUGGAGCUCCCCUUAGUCUAUCGAGGUAGUGUCGCUUCAUGUCUCCCUACCAGCCAGGGGGAGGCGUCUACAUCUUGUCAUUUUUCCCACCAGGUUUCGUGCUACUAUGUACCCAUGCCCUGAUACCAUUCAAGAAAGAAGAGAGAUGGCAGUGGGUGUAAUGACUAGAAUUGAAGAUCUCCAAACGGUAAGAAAACUCGUAUAUAUACUAGAGCUGUGCGGUUAACCCAAAGAUUCGGCCGGUAUACGGUUCUUUUUUAGCAACCGAAAGUCGGCGCCGGGCAUGCACAAAAGAACCGGUAGUUUCGCUUCCCGACGUGUCGCUACUUCGUGUCCGAAAAAUAACAAAAUGCAAACAAAGACAUUCUUUCUUUACAAUUAAAUCUAUCCCAUAUAGCAAUGCAGAUGAUUUUGUUUCAUUUAACUACUUAUAAGUAGUUUAUUUUCAUGUUAUAUUACACUUUAUUGAGCAAAUGUUUUGAAUUGUCCUUCUCUUAAAAAUACCGACACCGAACCGAGGUUCUUUCACCCACAAAAGACCGGAACCGAGAUGAAAUCUCUGGAACCGCACAGCGCCAUUGUAUACCUGCUUCAUCAUCAGGGCCGCCGAGAGGGGGGGGGGGGCAAAUUGCCCCGAGGCUCUGGGGGCCCCUAGAAAUUUAAUGUUAGAAAUUUAAUGGGCCCCAGUCAUUUUUUCGGGCGAAAUAUUUCUGUUUUUGGGCCAAAAUAUUUGUGUUUUGGGGGCAAUGAACCGAAAUUUGGUAUGGAAAAUUGCGGAAAAGUCCAACAAAAGCAAUUAUAACGCACCUAAAAAGAAUUAAUUGUCCGAAAAAAAUUUUUCCGGAAAUUUUUUUUGCAAUAGGGGCCCCUAAAAAUUUUUUUGCCCCGGGCCCCCGCCAAGCUCUCGGCGGCCCUGUUCAUCAUUAAUGCUUUAUUAUCCAUACGGCAAAAAAAUUUGUAUAUAGGACACUCGGGCUAUGUUCAUAAAAAACCUGUUUUUCUGUUCUGUGUUAUCAGAAUUUCAAUACAGAGAUUAAUACAUUACAUAUUUCCCCCAUCAGCAGCCGCCACGCCCCUCCUCGUACGAUUAUGGUCAAAGCUUGUUUGCACGAUCAUGGUGUCGUUCAAUUUUAACGAGAAUGUGCUGUCACAGAUUUUGGUCAAAAAACUAAGGGGGUACAUAUAUAAACCAGCUUUCAUCGUAUUGGUUCGACAAAAUUGACAACAAUUCCUACGCUGAUGAUCGCUGAAACUGUUAAGAUUUUAGGAAUUGUACGAUUUGGUUAUGGUUCUUAAUUUGUACUGUAAAUCGUCUUUGUUUAGGUGUUGAAUGAAACAGAAGAACAUCGCCGUAGAUUGUUAAGUACUGUUGCUAAAAGCAUCAAUAACUGGUUUAUCAAGGUAGGUUGUAUACUUUGUAUUGCGACGUACAUGUAUAGAUUAUGGCCAAUGAAAUGUUUUUAUUGCGAUUCUGGUUUUGGUGAAUAAACUGCAAUUAUAGACCCUUCCAAGGUUAAGGACGCCAUCUUGAAUCUACUGUUUUCACCAUUGUGUUUGCACCCCCUGCAAAUUUACCUAUAGGGAAUUCCAUUGUGUUUACACCCCUUGCGACUCUUAUCCAUAGAUAUCUUAUACACACUAGAUAGUGCCUCUAAUUAUUCUGCAAUUCAAAAAUUGAAGCCGUGAUUGCAGACUCAGGAUAUUCCCAUGAAAUGAGAAGAUUCGUAUGUUUUCUAUUUCUUAAACAGGGAACUUAAACAUUAAGUUUCACCUAUUCCAAAUACAUUUUCAAACUAUUCAAAUGAUAAAAGUUAUUGUUGUCUUUUGAGCGUUUAUUAGCGAGUUGGAAACUCCAACAUGGCCGCCAUCUAUUCAAAUGGGGGUAACCGCUGGAAUAUUCUUGGCUUCAAUUUUACUAAAAGAGAUGCGCUAUCUCGUGUAUAUAAGAUAUCUAUGCUCUUAUCCAACGAAAUAUUUCCGAGACGACUUGAUGCUUGUCUUGAAGGAUGCGCAGUGUUUCAACACUAUUUCAGAACCAUCCUCGGAGUAUGAAAAACGUAGUUUCAUAUUAUUCUGCAGAAACUGCAGAGUCAACGAAAAAUUCGUCUCGAACGGGAUUCGAACUCGCAUCAAGGAUGAAUUACGUAACCGCUUAUACCUACAAUAAGAAACGCCAUGAUCUCACUGUUAAAGUUAUCUGGUUUUUACCGAAUAAUGUAGUGUUAUUUUUUACAGUGAGUAUACUGUAAUCGUAAUUUACAGUAUAACGCAUGCACUGUAUUUAAAAAGAAAUCUGUUAUUUGACAUGUGUUUGACAGUAAUCGUUUACAGUGAGUAUUCUGUAAUUGUAAAUUGCUGUAAACGUGACUAUAUUUAAUACUUCUGGAAGCGCGUCGUUUCUCGUGCAAAUAUAUAUUGUGUGUAUGUUUUAUACAGGUGAGGAAAAUUAAAGCGAUCUACCACACAAUGAAUAUGUUCAAUCUGGAUGUGACUCACAAAUGUCUUAUUGCUGAAUGUUGGUGUCCUGUUUCUGAUCUUGAUCAAAUACAAGAUGCUCUUAAACGAGGAACGGUACGUAUUCUUUCAAGCCCGGCGCAAACGAAGAUGAAACUAUUUAAAAUAGCUGCUGGAACACUCACCAAUUACAUUUUUGUUAAUUUUGACCUUGAAAUGUCCAACUCGCAAUCUAGUUUAACUGGGAUAUACUUGUAUUACAUCAAGGGUUGCGUAAAACUCCUUUUUAACCACUAUUUUGUAGUUAAAUAGUAGUCAACUCAAUUCCCCGGAGGGGUAGCUGGCCGGGGUUAGGGUGUGUGGUUAGGAUGCGGGGUUAGCAGGUGGGGUUAGGGGUUGGGGGUUGGGGUUAGGGUUUGAAUUAGGAUUAGCGUUUGGAUUAAUUGUAAAUCCAUUGUAACCAAUACUUUAUUGCAUACAAUGGCAUUACAACGCCAAUAAAUUAUUGGUUACAACGUGCGGAACGGCUGCGUAGGUACGUGAGACUCCUGGUGUCUGCGUACAGUACUUACAUUUUUUGGUGCCAUAAUUAUGAUCUCACCAUGCCCAAGGUACGGCUGACAUGUCUUGGCAUGAAACAUGACUGGAAUGAUGGGACUAUAGGGAAUGUUGGAGUUUAUUCUAGUGCUUGUGUAUGCAAUUGUCGUCCUUCUCGUUCCAACUUGUAGUUUGAGGUUACUGAAUGAAAACCUUUCAGAAACCUGUACUUUAUGUACAUCAUUUCAAAGAGUAAGUACACCUUGAGUCUUACGUUUGUAGCACCAGUCAGGUACGACUAUAAAUCUUGAAUUAUCGCACUCUGGUUUUAACUUGAAAGCAGGCUUAAGGUCGCCACGUAGGUACUUAAGGGACUUUGAAACUUUGCCCAAUUCUCGUUACAAGAUUGGGAUGGCGAACUCUUAUUAAUCUUUCCUGUAGGAGGAAAGUGGGGCUUCAGUGCCGUCAAUUCUUAACCGGAUGACAACAAAAGAAGAUCCACCAACAUUUAAUCGUAAUGAUAAGUUCACUGAGGGCUUUCAGAACUUAAUAGAUGCUUAUGGUGUCGCCAACUACCAAGAGGUCAAUCCAGGUAUGCAAUCCAAUGGUAUAGAUAGUGAGCUCUCUAUAUAUAUAAAGCUCAGUGCUCACUAUCAUUCGGGGCCUAUGAAAAAAGUGAAGCCAAUAUGCCGCAAUAGACCUUAUGCAUAAUGACGUCACAAGGCUUGAUGCCCGCGAGGAAUGCUGGUCUUAAUAGUCAUCGCCCGCGAAAAUUUCGAUAGUGGCCAUUUUGAAUUGUUUAAUUUUCCUGGGCAAUGACUACUAAGACCAGCAAACCUCGCGGCCAUCAAGCCUUGUGACGCUAAACAAGUCAUCAGUUCAACUAGAAAUACAUGUAUGCAACAACACCCCCCUUUAUUUUCCCAUGGAUAAUGAAAUAAAUGGAUAGGAAACUACCUAAUGUUUUCAAUGAGCUGAUGGCGUGAUUGGAUGUUGAAACCUAGUUGCAAACCAAAUUCUCAAAAACGGCAUGUUUAGCAAUAAUACAGCUAAACAUUUUAGUCAAAAAGCAAAUGAAUGUAACUACGCCAUUCUACGAUGAAAUCUCUAAGUAUUUCUAGUCAAUUUUAGCAAAUAUUUCAAGCACUAAACAGUGAAAAAUGCAUCCCAAACUUCGUUAAAAUUGGGGACGCCAAUUUCGUAGCUACAAAUGUAAAAAAAUACAAAACAAAGACGAAAAACAUUUACCUUGAAUACUUUGUCUUGGCUUAGGCAUGUUUUUAAAACAAUUAGACCAGUUUAUGCUUCAAUAUUACUCUUUUAAAACGGAAAGUAUAGCGAAAUAACAAAAAUGCCGAGAACUUUGCAAUACGUGUGACGUCACAGAUUGCAACUAGGUUGUUUUUGCUUACGUCAGCUAGAGUCCUAUCCAUUUAUUUUAUUAUCCAUAAUUUUCCUAAACGUUAUUUUAACAUGAAGUAUUCUAAAUUACGCUAACACUGAAUGUUAGCCAUGGCGACACGAUCAUUGUUUUUUUAAAAAUUUGUCAAUUUUUUGUACAAAACGGCAAAAAAUAAAAGGAAUAAUCAAUGUUUUUAUUCGUGCAAUGGUAAGAAUAUUUUCAUUUGGUGAAAGAUGGAAUGUUUCAUUCAUUCAACGAGGCGACAGCCGAGUUGAAUGGAACAUUCCAUCCUUCACCGAAUGAAAACAUUCUUACCAUUGCACGAAUAAAAACAUUCAUUAUUUGUUUUAUAUAUAAUACCGAAAUAGACUAAUAUUGCUUUUUCAAGAACAGAUUAUUAAAACACCAUUUAAUAAUUAAACACUAUUUAAAGGGCAUAUGACUCGAGAAUUGACUGUGUUAUAUUUUAAUCUAAUUUGAAAGAUAAUUGAAAACUGUAGGGUAACUUCUUUGCCAGAUUUUUGUUUUCUUGCUUCGUUUUGGAGAUAUGUCAUUUUGUAUGAUAUGCAAGGGACCAACUUUCUACGUCACACAUGCAUAAUAACUUUCUUUAAAAUGUUAUAUAAUUUUGUCACUAUCAAAUAAAUUCGCACAAAAUGAAUGAUGAGCACGAGAUUUGUCCACAGAACACCCAUCUAUAGGUUUUCUAAUGAUAUCGUUUAGUCGCAUGAAAGAUAUACAGCUCUUAGAGCUAAAUCAUUAUGCAUAUGUGACGUAGAAGUUGGUCCUUUGCAUAUCAUACAAUAUGAAAUAUCUCCAAAACGAAGCAAGAAAACAAAAAUCUGUCAAAGAAGUUACUCUACAGUUUUCAAUGAUCUUUCCAAUUAGACUAAAAAAUAACACCGUCACUUUUCGAGUCAUAUGCCCUUUAAACAUUUAAGUUAUAAAUACUAAACUUUAAUACGAAUUAUACCAUGCAAUCAACGACUGAUUUAACAAAAAAAUCACUAUCCGAUGGAUAGCGCUAUCCGGCCUUCGUACAACCGGCCCCAGCUCAACAGGAAACUCCCUGUUUUAGGAUAGGCUAGGCAGUUGCGAUAUUGAAAAAAAUCGAUAUAUCGAUAUCGAAAAAAAAUCGAUAAUAUCGACUAUAUCGAAUUAUGCAAAUGAGAAAAAGUAAUUUAGUCAACUUGCAUGUAUACGCAUCCCAAACAGUUAAAAAGAAGUGCAUGAAACGUCAUGGUACGUCUCCAACUCAGCUUUUCAUUUUAAUUACCCACGCACUUGUUAUCAUAAAUUCGCAAUUGCCGCCGUACACACGUUGUCUAAACUUCACCGAUGAAAACAAUAAUUGCAGAAUAAUCUGAGAUUAAGUUAUUUAGUUACAACUUUCGAUAUUUUCGAUAUGCGAAAAAUUGAAUAUCGAAUAUCGAUAUUUUUGAAAUAUGGAUAUUUAUCGAAAAUAUCGAUAUAUCGCAACUGCCUAGGAUAGGCUCAUGUGAACAGGCUCUAAAAUCUACCAAUAUAUUACGGUGUGGUAAAUGAAGAUAUAUUGAGCAGUUACUAUUGUUAUAUCUGUUUCAGCUCUUUUUACCAUCAUAACAUUUCCGUUUCUGUUUGCUGUCAUGUUUGGGGACUGUGGUCAUGGAUUGAUUAUGUUUCUUUUUGCGUAUUGGAUGGUACGGAACGAGAAGAAGCUUGCCAUUACGAAACCCGGUGGUGAGGUAAGUGGCCUAGUUCUUCUACUCAUCCACGUGGACGAGUGGAUGACUUAUGAAAAACGCUGAAUUUGGAAUAAAAAUAGUGUAUUCGCUUAAUAUAUCGCUUACCUUAAGAAAUGUUGAUAAGGCGUAAAAAAAACCCCUUUGGUUCCGGUUUCAUCUCGCGAAAAAAAUUUGGGUCGGUAGGUCGGAAAUAAUUUUUUUUUUGAAUAUUUUUUUCAUGGUUUUUUCAAUAAUUAGUGUGACAACAGACGCCAUUUGGGCAGCAGCCCGCAACCACCCGGAGAAAAUAGGGUCGCACAGUCAAUCGCGUUGAAAAAAUAGUAGGGUCGGCAGAAAAAAUAGGGUCGGUCGGGAACCGGAACCACAGGUAUUUUUUUGUUACGCCUAAUACUUCCUUUUUGAAAUUAGCAGCUUUUUUGUCAAUUUUAACAUCAAAACAUGCUCAGAGAAGUGAUGUUUGCGGUGUUUGAUUCCCACCGUGGUCAGGCAAACAUUAAACAAAAAAUUCUCGGAGAAAUUAAUUUUCUUCUAGUCCAAUUUUCUUCUUCUUUUUCGGUCCAGCACUCUGACCAUGCAACUGAGCUGCAUGAUCCAGUUGUCCAGCUCUAACCACAAGUCAGGGUGUUAGCCAGAAGUAAAAAAAAAUCCGCGUUUACACCUGAAAUUGGGAAAUUUAUUUUAUCCUGAAGCCGGGCAUUUCUUUGUGGGUCUAGGGGCAUGCGGUUUCCCCCUGUCGAUUUUUUAAGUUUUUGUGUCUUUGAUAUGGCAUUUCCCGCAUUUUGGGAGUAAUUUUGAGCAAAUGUAGUUAUAAAAAAUGUUUUUAAUGGCGUAUUAACAACAUUGAAUUUCUAUACCUAUUUUUUGGCUGACCCAAAUUGGGAAAUUGCGACCUCAAGGUAAUUGGGAAAAUCGCGUUUAACGCGGAAUUUUUGACUGUAGCUAACACCCUGCAAGUUCAUGUAUAGAUAGUAAGGUGAUGUCAUUGUAAGGUGUACGGGGAAAUAUCAGGAUUUUGGGCAUCUACACUCGAACUAAUGGGAAAUUCCAGCUGUAGACUAAAUUUUGAUCUAGGCAAGAACAACAAAAUCCAUCACCACAGCUAGAAAGAGCAUGUUAAAAUUAGUAAAAUUGCGAAGUCUUGUAAAAUGAGGAAAAUAUAGCCCUACGAAAUUUGCAAAUUUUGUAUUAAUUUGUUUCACAGGGCUAUAUUUUCCGCAUUUUAAACCAUUUCGCGGCUAAACUUUGCACUUUUAUUAAUUUUAACAUGCCUUUCUAGCUUCUUGCCUUAGUUGCCUAGAUCAAAAUUUAGUCUAUAGCUGGAAUAGACCCAUUGCACUGACGUCACAAAUCCUUAGAGUGUCAUCCAGAUGCUCCCUAACAAUAUCUGUUCGGGUACAACAACCACAUACAGCGCAAAAAUUAACCAUUUUAAUACAAAACAAGACGCUCUGCGGAGCGUUAACUCGCUGGGGCUAUACAAGUCAUACAAAUACGCACAUUACUAAGAGGAAUAGUUGAAUACGAGCGCAAUUUUAAAGGCUUAACACAGUACUAAAAUGCGGUAGGCCCUACAAGUAAAGUUAUAUUUAGUACGCUAUACAUAGCCGCCACUAGUUGGUCCGUACGCUAGGCUGCUCACUGCGCUUUAAAACGUUCAAAAUAAACUAAUUUGGGGGCUAUUGGGCUCAAAAUACUGUCAAAAUGAAGAGAGAAGUAAGACGGAUCCACUGUUAUACGGCCGAAAAAGAGAAAACCAAUGAUACCAAAAUUAUCAACAAUACAAUUUCGCUUGGCUUUCAAAGACAGCCAUAAAUCGGUAGAUUACUGUUGUUUAGUAAUACAUUUGACAUCCGUAUGAGCGAUUUGUUAACAAUACAAUUUCGCUUGUCUUUCAAAGACAAAGACCAUAAAUCGCUAGAAUACUAUUGUUUAGUACAAUUUUUUACCCUGAAUCGAACGGUGAUAUUUUUAUCGUUAUUGCGCCAUGAGGCAUUACAAAUACAAGGACAAAGGUAGUGUGAGUGGCUUGUCAACAAUUUAUUUAAUUUGACCAAUUUUGCUUGAUUUUCAAAGGCCAUAAAUCGCUAGAAUACUGCUGUUUAGUAAUACAUUUGACAUCCGUGAGUACAAUUUCUUACGCUGAAUCGAACGUUGUCGCUUUCUUCUCAAAAUAUAUUAAAACAGCGCAGCCAAACGUAUAAACUUGCGAUUUGCGAAAGUUGCUGUUUUCGUGCGAAAUUCCUUGUAAAAUUGUUCAAUUUUCCCAAAUUUUCCUCAAAAUGCAGGGUUAUUUAUGGAUAAUUUGGGUAAAAUUGGCAAGAGUCUUAUGGAUAAUUGGGGGGAAAAUUAGGCAGCUCAUUAAUAUUCAAUUUUGUGGCUAUCGACGAUUGGAGAUCCACUAUCCACUAUCCGAGAUCCGUGACAAAUGCAUGCCGAAACCUAUACUCGUCUGGGGCACAGAGUGCCCCAGCGAGUAAUUAUUAUAAAGUUUUACAAAAUUUGCAUUGUUUACAAAAGUUAUAUUAUACAUAGAUUGCUAAUUUGUCCUCCAGAUGCAUCGUCACCGGCGCUGUGACGUCAUGUGCAAUGGGUCUAUUGCAUGUCUAUUGUAGAAGAGUUUUGUAGAUGGAAUUUUAGAGUGUGAAUUUUAUACAUGGAGCAGUUGCGAAGAAUGUUUAGUAUAUAUUUAGUAUACUGUAUGUCUCAUGCUCUACUAUAUUUUUUAGAUAUUUGAGAGUGUGUUCGCUGGUCGUUAUAUUGUAUUGUUGAUGGGUGCGUUUGCCAUAUAUACUGGCUUGAUCUACAAUGAUUGCUUCUCGAAAUCAUUCAACAUUUUUGGCAGUGCAUGGCAUAUACCCAAAAAUCAAACGUAAGUUAAAAUUUUUUCUUUGCUUUAUUUGCGUCGAUGAAAUUUUCAAAAAGUCGAAAUAUAGGAAAUAUUACACGGUUUGAGAAGUAUGAAUGAAAAAUCGCACAUGUAACAUGUAUUUGACGUAUAAUCGCACAUGUAACAAAUAUUUCUGACUAAAGUGCAAUUUCCGACUUUAUCCAGGCGCGAUUUUUUAGUUUUUGAAAGUUAAUAAAACAGCCAAAGAGGCAAAGAGAGCAAAUUUUGAAAGAUAUGUUGACCAAAUAACUCAAAAUGUUAUAGGCGUCUAAAUAUUUGGAAAAUUCAAACUAUAGGGCAAAAAAAAAAUAUGUGGGUUUCCGGUUUCCCGACCCUACCUAGCUUUUGGACGUCGAAAUCCCGACCCUAAACUUUUUUAUUGGAUCAUGCUUGUAAGUGUUUCCACUUAGAGGAAAAAGUUUGUGGAAAAUUGAAAUUUGAGGCAAUAUUAGGGAAAUUUAUCUUUGGAUGUGGAAGCACUGACUAAACAAAAUGGCGUCCGCUUGUUCGGAAAGUUAAAAAAAAAAGUUUAAAAAAAAAAGUUAAAACCGACCUACCCUACCUAAGUUUUUAUAAGAAGAAACCGGAAACCCACAUAUUUUUUUUUGGCCUAGGAUCGAAGUUAUCGGUCAGUGAAAAUCGAAAAAUCGCGUCGAAAAAUCGCGUCUGGUGUGUCUGGACUUUAUAGCCAACGCAUGGGAAAAUCAUGCAGUAUUUUAUCACACCCAGGAUCUCAGUGUUUUAUACGUAAGGGAGGUUUUCAAGUAUAGUUCAAACACAACGCUUUAAUCCCGAAGCCAACGGUGUUCCAGGUGUAAGCCCGAAGCGAGGGUACUAAUUCCGCCCGGCUGUUUGCACCCGGGGAAAGGAAAGCAUUAGCAAAGUCUAAAGUCGUGUCAUGGGUGUAUGGGUGGACCUCUUCACUGAUCUCAAAAAUAUGGCUGCUUACCAGGAGUCAGAUAAGUAAGAUUUCAACUUUCGGAAACAUGUAUUUGGAAAAUUGUUUAAUAUACAACGAGCUUUGAAGAAUGUUUUGUUUGAAGAAAUGAGAAGAAUUGAUUUACUAUGGUUGAAUGUUUACUGUUUAUGAAUUUUGUUGCUUCAAUUGUCACAUAGAAUUUGCACUGUUUUUUUUAAGCUGUACGUUUUCUAAAUUAAUUACCCUGUUUAAUUUAAGAAAACAACUUAAAAUGUAAAAGGGAGCAAAUUAAUUUGAAAACCGAACUGAAAGUACUCAACAGUUUGAUUAAGUAAAAACAGUUUAUCUGCAUUUCAAAACAUUUUAGGAAACGUUUCAGAUUAAAUUUUAUAUUACAGUAAAUCAAAGCUCACUAAAUGCAAGAUAACAUACUUGCAAUAUAUAUUUCGGAAAAUGUAUGGUUAAUCUUUCAACUAUUUUACCAUUUUGUACAAAAAACAUAAAAAAUUAAGAAUUUUAAAAAAAAAUCGUGUUGUCAUGGGAACACGUGACUCCACAACGCGAACCUGUGCUCAGUGUUGGUCAAUUACGAAUACUUCAUGUUAAAUCAAUGUUUGGAAAAUUUAGCGAGGGGUUGCUGCAUACAUGUAUUUCUAGUUUAAGAUUCAUGUUGUGGAUUCAUGUUGGGUUUAGGGUAUUAGGUUCAGGGUAACAUUUGGGAUUGUUAUAAAUGCAUGGUUAUCGAUUCUUUGGCGCUUGAACGAUCUUGAAAAGUAGCCGCCAUCUUGAAAACCUCAUCCGUCACCUAUAUAGCAACCUGUAGCAACAUUACUUACCAAGUGCCGUCACCUUUGCCACUCUGUGUAUACAAUAAUAAUACUUAUUGACUGGGACUUUCAGAAAACAGUUGUGGACCCUCAACUGCUAAUUCAUGUUUCUCUCAUGGUCUUGAAAGUCCUUGAAUCGAAUUCCUGACCUGUAUGAACACUGGCCUGUGAUGCUCGCCGACUGUUAUAAUCAAUAUCGGCGAGUGUCGCCAACUAAUGAAAACCAGCCUCUAUAUGCCAUUGGCUGAUAGCAUUGUAAAUUUUGUUGAUAUCUUUUUUCAUUGUUUUCACUCCACUCUGCGUAUACAAUAAUAAUAACUUACUGACUGAGAGUGAAGGCAGUACGGGAAAAUAUCCAACCGAGGUCUUGCUGUAGCGAUAGCGAGGUCAAUACAGCAAGACCGAGGUUGGAUAUUUUCCCGUACUGCCCGAACGGUUGAGGUCAGUAAGUUUUUUAUUAUACGGCAUUGUACGUUUGUAAAAAAUGGGGAAAAAGGUCACGCGAGGGCAAAGUACAAAGUCCGAAACAUUUGCAAAAAAGAACAAUUGUAAAAAAUGUUCUCAAGCUUGGUUAGUAAAACUACUCCACAGCACUUUUUAUAUAGAAUACUAACACAGUUUGGAUAGUAUUUCAAGAAAAAUACAAGGUAUUUCGUCAUUUAAUCAAAGACAAAGACAACAAAUAUGGAAACAAUAAAAUUAAUAAACAGUAUGGACAAGUACGUUUUUAGUUCGCUUCAUCUCAUAAAUAUAUCUCUUUUUAUCGAAAAAACCCAGAAAUUUUCAGGGAAAAAUAUAAGUCUGUGGCUGCUUUAGUUGUAUUUUUUAUUUAUGAUGGUGUCAAAUUCCUCGGCUAUCUGCAAAUAAGAUUUGCAGCUGUUCACAAAGUCAAAACACAGCUAUUCCUGACUUCUUUAAUAGUUAUAAACAUUGUAAAAUUUACCUUGUAAUUUCGACUUUCGUUAACAAAAACAUAUUGAGAAAGUUCUUUAACCGAAGAAGGUGCUCCCUUUCUAGUUUAGGUUUAUUUUUCUUCGUUUUGAAUAGUUUUGAAAGACUUUUAGACACUUUUUGCCGUUUGAAACUCGGCUCUUGUCGCAGGGCAAAAAAAUUGCGUAUUGCCCGUGGGCAGUACGGGAAAUUCCUGCCUCGUCAAGCAGCCAAUCAAAUUGCGCGAUUCAUCAAAACAAAUGCUUGCCAUAUAAUAAUAAUACUUAUUGACUGGGAUUUUCAGAAAACAGUUGUGGACCCUCAACUGCUAAUUAAUGUUUCUCUCAUGGUCUUGAAAGUCCUUGAAUCGAAUUCCUGACCUGUAUGAACACUGGCCUGUGAUGCUCGCCGACUGUCAUAAUCAAUAUCGGCGAGCGUCGCCAACUAAUGAAAACCAGCCUCUAUAUGACAUUGGCUGAUAGCAUUGUAAAUUUUGUUGAUAUCUUUUUCAUUGUUUUCACUCCACUCUGCGCAUACAAUAAUAAUACUUAUUGACUGUGACUUUCGGAAAACAGUUGUGGAUUCUCGACUGCCAAUUAAUGUUUCUCUCGGUCCCAGUCAAUAUGUGUUAAAUGUUACACCUCAAAUUCAAAGUGUCCAAUCAGAAAGCUAAGCAGUAAUUCGGCGUAAUAUUUCCCUCAGUGAUGAUAUUUCCCUCGGGGCAAAUCCCCACGGGAAAUAUCACUUCAGGUGAUAUUUCGCCGAAUCCCCCAAGCGGAGGGUCUGUAAAUGAUAAAAGUAACAUUUGAUGUAAUUUUUCACAGUUUUCCGAAAGGUGUCAGUACUACGAUGCUGAUACCAGCAGAAUCCAGUCCAGAGUACUAUCGUGGAAUACCUUAUUACUUUGGAAUUGAUCCGGUAUGUUGAAGAUGUUUUAUUUAUAUGCUAUAAAUGUUGUAACUUUUAUGAUGUGCGCGUUAUGUCAAUUUUUAAAACGAUCAUGAUUCUGGAAGGAAUUACGUCAAUAUAUAUUAAUGGACCUUUCCCCUUAUAACUAAAAUUUUGAUCUAGACAAAAAUUUCAUCACAGCUUGAAAGAGCAUCACAAAAUUAGUAAUAUUCCAAAGUUUCGUUGCGAAAUGUUGUAAAAUGCGGAUAAUAUAGCCUUGCGAGGUUUGCCGUUUUUCAGUCAUUUUGUAUUACGCAUGGGAAAUUGACAGCCCAAUCGGGUGUUGGGGCAUCAAUUUCCCGUUUGUAAUACAAAAUGACUGAAAAUUGAAAAUUUCGCAGGGCUAUAUUAUCCGCAUUUUACAACAUUUCGCAACGAAACUUCGGAAUAUUACUAAUUUUGUGAUGCUCUUUCAAGCUGUGAUGAAAUUUUUGUCUAGACUUGUCCAGAUCAAAAUUUUAGUUAUAAGGGGAAAGGUCCAUUACAACCUCGCAAGCAAGGGCAUUAAUGAGACAGAUUUAGAAAAAGACGACGAGGGAAACACAACGACGUGGUCCCAAUUUCACAGGGUGUCCACGUGCCUUGAAAAUCCUGGAAAGUCCUUGAAUUGGAAAAAUAUUCCAGGACUUGGAAGUCCUUGAAAAUCAGUGGAAGUCCCUGAAAGUCCUGGAAUUCAUUUCCUUAAAAUUGGUGAUUUUGAUUAAAAUUACUGAAUAAAGUGAAUUAUUUGCUGGGCAAAUCCGUGCCAUUUUCAAAGAUUGUGAACACGUUGUGAAGCACAUGUCUAACUGAAAAAUGAGUGAUGAUUCUUGCCGAUGAUUAUCGUAUUGUAAAAGAACAAUUAUACAAACAUGCAACCGUCAGGUCGAGCGUUAAGGCUGCAUUCCAGUUACGCGUUUUUCAUACGUGCGUACACGCACGUAAAAGUUGAAUUCGCUUAAAAUUUGAUAUAAGUGCAAAUAACCUUAACAAGUACACAUUAAAUCAUACACAAAACUGAAUGCUGUCCUUUUAUAAAUUUAAUUAUUUCAUAAGUAGGAUGUAAAGCGAAUUCAACUUUUACGUGCGGUAACUGGAAUGCAGCCUUAACUCUGCUUUGAAAAUCACGUAGGCUCCGCUCGCGUAAAACUGCGACACUGUAGAAGCCCAAACAAAACUGUUUGAGAACCAUUUCCAUCAUUUAAAAACUAAUUUCUGUGGUUACUGUAAAACACGCAAAGCAUCCAGAUCGGAAUAGUGCAUGGCGAAAAGGAUCCCAGUGAUAUGUGUAUAGUUAAAUUCCAGUGGCGAAGCAAGCCCGACAAUUUGGUCAUGCUAUGCAAAUAUCCUGUUCAUACACCAUGAAAACAAUCAAUUUGUAAAGAAAUGAAUAAUGAUAAUGAUUUAAAAUUUGCAUAGCAUGACCAAAUUGUCGGACUGGGUUCGCCACCGUAAUAAAUUCUUUAUGCCUGCCAUUGCAGUGAAGUUCCUAACUGCUCUCGUUAUGGGUAGGUACAUGACAAAGAGCAACUACGGUCUUACACGGUGUGAUCAUUUUACAUUCUUAGAUAUGGCAAAUAGCAGAGAACAAGAUCAGUUUCACGAACUCCAUGAAAAUGAAGAUGUCUGUUAUUCUUGGUGUCGCUCAUAUGCUGUUUGGAAUAUGUCUGAGUUGUGCCAACUACAAGUAAUUCUAUACGCUAAGUUUGAUAACUUUGAUAUAUAGUAUAAUAGCAUAGUUGCCCGGG